Molecule: messenger RNA, 1229 nt
Organism: Gossypium arboreum
Lineage: Eukaryota; Viridiplantae; Streptophyta; Magnoliopsida; Malvales; Malvaceae
Product: probable cyclic nucleotide-gated ion channel 5
Exons: 2
Coding region: 354-911 (185 amino acids)
Source: RefSeq, a predicted model, not a curated record
AUAUAUGCUUUGCAGUCAUGUAAGCUUUGUGUCUUUGCUGAAACUGCAUGGGCUGGAGCUGCAUGCUAUUUGCUAUUAUAUAUGCUUUGCAGUCAUAUAAGCUUUGUGUCUUUAUUUCACUAGUUAAACUUGUCAAUUAUUCUCCUCCCUGUUGCUUUUGAUGCUGUCUGAACCCUGUCCUUCGGCAAAGAAGCUUACUUGUAGAAUCAUGUUUUGAUAUCUGUUUUUGUUGGAUGGAUGAUUCAGAUAGUAGGGGCAUUCUGGUACCUGGUAGCUGUAGAGCGAAAUGAUAGUGCUGGCACAACGCUUGUAAGGAUAUUGGUAGUGAUUGCAACUACUGUGGGAAUCAGCAGAUGAAAGGCUACGACAUAUGGAAGGGCAUGCGAGAUUCUGUUCUUAAUGAAAAGUGCCCAGUUAAUGAAAAUUAUAAUAAUCCUCCAUUUGAUUUUGCAGUCUUCACACAAACUUUAUCAUCUGGUAUUGUUUCAUCAACUAAACUCUUUCCCAAAUACUUGUACUGUUUGUGGUGGGGCUCUACAGAAUUUGAGGUGGCGAGUCAAUUCAGGCGUUUUCACAGUAGACAGGUGCAACAUACAUUCUGUUUUCAUUCACAGCAGUGGAGGACCUGGGCAGUUCGCUUUAUCCAAGCUGCUUGGCGGCGUUAUUCCAAGAGAAAGAUUAUGGAACUGUGUAGGAAGAAAGAAGAGGAAGCAGAAGGGUCAGAUGGAUACCGUAGUAACAGUGGUGGAGGUUCAUACAGCCUUGGUGGCUGUUUCUUCGCUUCUAAGUUUGCAGCAAAUGCGCUUUGUGGUAUUCAUCGAAACCAGAAUGCUAAGAGUGCGAAGGAGCUGGUGAAGCUACAGAAGCCUCCCGAGUCUGGCUUCUCUGCUGAAGUUGCAGAUAGAUACUGACUUCUCUGCUGAAGAUGCAGAUUGAUACGUUACCGCUAAUUUUGAGAGUUAAAAUACUGUUUUGUACUCUGCUUGGAAGAUUAAAAACAACGUAUAAUACAAACACACUCCAGUUUGGAAUUGCAAUUGGAAAGCUUGAUGGAAGAAAUGGCAAGACUGUAAAAGCUUGCUUGCUGCAUUACGACAAUGAAUUCCCAUAUUUAUUGCCCAUUUCCUAAGCCAGUUAUAGUAUAGAAUAUUCAGGCCCAUAAUUUAGUUCCAAUUGUCCCUACAUGUUGCAGUGUGAUGGUGACCUGUACCAGAAGGAAUUUUUUCUAA